AUGGGACCUAAAAGUGACAAAAAGAAGUCGGUAAAUAAAGGCAAUAAAGAAGACGGGACAACACAUGGUACCAAUUCGUCACUGGGUGGUUUCUCGGGUAGCCCUCCACGUAAAGAAAAAAGUGCGUCACUGGAAGGAGAGAAAGUUUCCCUGAAAUUGGUUUAUCCUCUAUACAAAGAGCUAAUGAAGAAAACAGAUAAACACUACGAAAAGGUUCAAAAGAUUCAGAUGAAACUAAAUGAAGUAGAAGAGCGUCAAACAGUCGCUGAACAGACGAUAACAGAUAUGGCGGAGGCCGUAAACAACCUAGAUUACCGACAAACAGAAAUUGAAAUCGAAAGGAUCAGCGCUGAAGUAGAAGCGGCCAAGAUGGAGAUAAAGGAAUUAAAAGGUGAAACUAUAAGACAGCAGAGGUAUUCCCAUAGUUACAAUUUGAGAUUUGGUGGUAUUCAGGAGGAAGAAGGAGAAGACCCGAUGAAAAUAAUACAACAUCUGAUAGGCGACAAAUUUGACAUUGAGCCUGGAGUAGUAGAAAAUGCACACAGAAUAGGACUACGCGCCGAAAACCGUCCACCAAGACAUAUCAUUGUAAAAAUUAUACGCAGACCCGUAAGAAGACAGAUAUUGAUAAACAAGAGAAAAUUAAGAGGCAGUGGCAUAUAUGUUAAAGAAGAUCUAUGUGGAGCAGAUUUCAAGAAAAAGAAAACGAUGCGCCCGGUGAUGAAGGAAGCCUAUGAAAAAGGUGAGAAAGUAAGAUUCAGUAAUGGCACAGUCUACAUUAAUGGACAGAGAUACAAAGAGAAUUAA
This is a messenger RNA of Saccoglossus kowalevskii, 807 nucleotides long. RefSeq names its product protein unc-13 homolog C-like. The record is from RefSeq and is a predicted model, not a curated record. Lineage: Eukaryota; Metazoa; Hemichordata; Enteropneusta; Harrimaniidae.